AUGCCCAUUCCCAAGGAGUUCUUGGAUAUCACUUGGGACGGAUCGUCGGCACGCGAAGUCUUGCGAUUGGUGAUUGAUAGAAUCAAGAUUCUCGCCAACAGCAAGGAGCCUGAAAAAAUUUCGGAAGUGAAGGAGAAAGUAAUCAAUUCGGAUUUCGCCGGAUUGGACUCGGAGGACUCAUCUGGAGAUUCCUCCGACAAGACCUACGAACUGUUCACCAAGACCUUGGCAGCCGUCGAGGAGAGCAAUAAGACGACCAAGACCUCUGUGGAAUCGCUUUCGGAGGUAGUGGUAGCGGGUAUCCAGGGACAAGCAUCGCACAAGCCCCCCCCAAAUACAGUGGAAAAGAAGUGGCCCACAAGGCUCUCCUACCUGAAGAGAGUUGCUGGUACCACGACCUCAGCUCAGCUCCCCACCCUCUGGCACGAGCUAGCAAAGUGUAAGAAGCACAAAUCAAUUGGAAUUGUGCAGUCCCUGCUGGACGAUGAGGCCAAGAAACUAAACCUCAAUCUGGAAAUCAUCGUUUCAACCCAACACUACAAAAAUGCAAACGCGAUCAACGAUUACAACAAGAGCGAUUAUUGGUUGACGGGCAAAAAGACAACCGCUUCAAUGAAGGAUCAUCAAGCCCACGACAAGAUCAAGCAUGCUAUCUUCCCAAAGGAUCCCAUGCAGUUCCUUGAGAUGGUCAAUGGCAUGCGGGUAUUCUACCGUGUAGUGUUUGGGAAAACUCAUUCACUGACAGCCGUGUACAAAAAGUUUGCAAAGAAUGUGGAUUCGAUCGCACAAAAGAUGGGAGUGUCCCAGCAGGAUCGAGCACUCGAGAGAUUUCUCUUUGGAAUCUAUUCCCAAAUUGAUCGUUACUUUGAGCGUUUGGUAAGAUCCGGCACAAACGCAGAAGAAAACCUACCCGACUUGGGGACCUACAUGGAGACCUGCUACCAUGGAGGAAGCCUACCGGAGUCAAAGUUGUUUGUCGUCGCAAAGGACUCUAUCGGACAUGAUGGAACAGGAGACAAGACAGAGAGUCAGCAGAAGAGAGAGAAAGAAUGUUGGUGA
Molecule: messenger RNA, 1059 nt
Organism: Cylindrotheca closterium
Lineage: Eukaryota; Bacillariophyta; Bacillariophyceae; Bacillariales; Bacillariaceae
Source: the annotation of a GenBank genome assembly